AGUGGAUGAUAUGCCAUUAUUUUGGGGUUAAGAAUUGCACCUUUUUACCCUUUAAGGUUGCUCUUCCACAGACAUCAGUUUUGGGACUUUUCCUUUUUAACUUCACUUCUAUAUUUUGCCUCAUAAAAACUUGCAAAGAGAAAGCUUCUGAGUUUUUGCCAAUUUUGAGAUAUGGUUAGAGGGAAAACACAGAUGAGGCGUAUAGAGAACGCCACAAGCAGACAAGUCACUUUCUCUAAGAGAAGAAAUGGUUUGCUCAAAAAAGCUUUUGAGCUUUCUGUUCUAUGUGAUGCUCAAGUUGGAUUGGUUAUUUUUUCUUCAAGAGGAAAGUUAUAUGAAUUCGCCAGCUCUAGCAUGCAGGAGAUAAUAGAGCGUUAUAAGAAGCAUCCUAAAGACAGAGUUCAACCUGAAAACCAAGUUGGGGCACAGCAUAUGCAGCAAAUGCAGCAUGAGGCAGCAAGUUUAAUGAUGAAGAUAGAGCUCCUUGAAACAUCACGAAGGAAAUUCUUGGGAGAAGGUCUCCAGUCCUGUACCCUUCAAGAAGUACAACAGAUAGAAAAACAGUUGGAACGGAGUGUCAGCACCAUACGUGCACGAAAGAUUCAACUUUUUAAGGAGCAGGUUGAGCGACUAAAAGAAAAGGGGAAAAUCCUUGCUGCUGAAAAUGCAAUACUGAGGGAGAAGUUUGGUGGCCUUCAACAGAGAGAAACACCAAGUGAAGAGAAGGAAGGAGAAGCUGUUUGUACAGAUGGUAGCGAAAAAUCAGAUGUUGAGACUGAAUUGUUUAUAGGACCACCGGAGUGCAGAGUAAGACGUCUCUAAAAGAAUUGAUCUUGUUGCCUAUCUGCAGUUAAAAGGGGUAUAUAAUCAAUUGUCAAAUAGUCUUCAUGCUAUAUAAUUGUGCAUUUGAGCAAGCAAACUAAUUAGGCUUAUGUCUCGAUGGACCUUUUGAUUACUUCUGAUAUGGUUUGUACUAAGGAUGUGUAUUAAUUAUAUCUCGUUUGAUCGACA
Solanum dulcamara is the source of this 1011-nucleotide messenger RNA. Its product is annotated as MADS-box protein SOC1-like. Lineage: Eukaryota; Viridiplantae; Streptophyta; Magnoliopsida; Solanales; Solanaceae. Gene Ontology annotation, cellular component: nucleus. The record is from RefSeq and is a predicted model, not a curated record. Bases 172 to 822 code for a protein of 216 amino acids. Gene Ontology annotation, biological process: positive regulation of transcription by RNA polymerase II. The transcript has 8 exons. Gene Ontology annotation, molecular function: protein dimerization activity; RNA polymerase II cis-regulatory region sequence-specific DNA binding; DNA-binding transcription factor activity, RNA polymerase II-specific.